CGGCUCGCUCGCCGCUCGCACGCCCACCAUGGCCGCCAUUCAGGAGUUCGUAGGAAGAUGGCUCUUAGUGGAGAGCAAAGGCUUCGACGAAUACAUGAAGGAAGUAGGAGUGGGAAUGGCUCUGCGAAAAGUGGGUGCAAUGGCCAAACCAGAUUGUAUCAUCUCUUCUGAUGGCAAAAACCUCACCAUAAAAACUGAAAGCACUUUGAAAACAUCACAGUUUUCUUGUAACCUGGGAGAGAAGUUUGAAGAAACUACAGCUGAUGGCAGAAAAACUCAGACUGUCUGCAACUUUGCAAAUGGCGCGUUGGUUCAACAUCAGGAGUGGGAUGGAAAGGAACGCACAGUAACAAGAAAACUGCGAGAUGGGACAUUAGUGGUGGAAAGCAUCAUGAACAAUGUCACCUGUACUUGGGCCUAUGAAAAAGUAGAGUAAAAAUUCCGUGAUUAUUUUUUUGGACAGGAAUUAGCUGCAAGGAUGAACAAGCUCAGUU
Molecule: messenger RNA, 494 nt
Organism: Manis javanica (Malayan pangolin)
Lineage: Eukaryota; Metazoa; Chordata; Mammalia; Pholidota; Manidae
Source: RefSeq, a predicted model, not a curated record